Messenger RNA from Pterocles gutturalis (yellow-throated sandgrouse), 662 nucleotides. Its product is annotated as phosphoribosyltransferase domain-containing protein 1-like. The record is from RefSeq and is a predicted model, not a curated record. NCBI's taxonomy places the organism in Eukaryota, Metazoa, Chordata, Aves, Pterocliformes, Pteroclidae. Bases 7 to 333 code for a protein of 108 amino acids. The transcript is spliced from 6 exons.
CAGUCUAUGCAAGAUAUGCAGAUAAUGGGAGGAGAUGAUCUUUCAAAGCUGACUGGGAAGAAUGUUCUAAUUGUGGAGGAUAUUGUUGGAACUGGAAGGACUAUGAAGGUUCUGCUUAAUAAUAUAGAAAAAUACAAGCCAAAAAUGAUUAAAGUGGCAAGUUUGUUGGUGAAAAGAACAUCUCAGCCUGAUGGGUACAGACCAGAUUAUUACGGAUUUGAAAUUCCAGAUUUAUUUGUGGUAGGUUAUGCCUUAGACUACAACGAGCACUUCAGAGAUUUAAACCACAUAUGUGUCAUCAAUGAUCAUGGCAAAGCAAAAUACAGAGUCUGAAGCAGUAACAUCCUCACCUGAAGAUCUGUAAGCCAGUGAAGCAGAAAUUUGACUACACUCCCUCAAGCAUCUCCCAGAAGAGCGGCUCAACUGACUUGUGUUUAUUUCAACUCAAUAUAAUAAUGGGUUUACUCUAGAGAUACUGAUUAAUAUUUACAGAAGUGAGAGCUCUUAUCUAAAAUGUGAAGUAGAAGGUUUUUAAAGUUACUACUUUUUAAAGUAUUAAAAUUACUACAUAAGAUGCCUUUUUGCUAAUAAUUUGUCUGCCUCAAGUCUUGCUGUGAAUGCAUCUUUUCUUCCCUUAGUCCAUCAUUCUACCCAUUGCAAAU